Messenger RNA from Aspergillus tubingensis, 573 nucleotides. Its product is annotated as peptide alpha-N-acetyltransferase complex B subunit NAT3. The transcript is spliced from 3 exons. Gene Ontology annotation, molecular function: protein-N-terminal amino-acid acetyltransferase activity. Gene Ontology annotation, cellular component: NatB complex. Bases 1 to 573 code for a protein of 190 amino acids. NCBI's taxonomy places the organism in Eukaryota, Fungi, Ascomycota, Eurotiomycetes, Eurotiales, Aspergillaceae. Gene Ontology annotation, biological process: N-terminal peptidyl-methionine acetylation. The record is from RefSeq and is a predicted model, not a curated record.
AUGAGCUCCAUCCGGCGCAUGUCCCCAACGGACCUCCUGUCCCUCAACCUCACCAACCUCGACCCAUUGACUGAAAACUACGACCUCGGAUUCUACCUCAAUUACCUCAUGCGAUGGCCCUCCCUCUUUAGCAGCGUUCAGGAUCGCCAGGAAGGCAUCGUGGGUUACAUCAUGGGCAAGCUCGAAGAACAACCCGCCUCGAUGCGCCAUUCCGAACACUACACGCCCUGGCACGGCCACAUUACCGUUUUAACCGUUGCGCCCGCAUGGCGCCGUCUCGGCCACGCGCGUCGUCUCACCGAACGUCUGGAACAGGGCUCCGAUAUCAACGAUGCCUGGUUUGUCGAUCUCUAUGUGCGAGCGGGGAAUAAAGUUGCCGUGGGGAUGUAUAAGGGCAUGGGAUACUCCGUCUUCCGCCGAGUAGUAAACUACUACAGCGACGAUCCAACAGGCUUCUCGGAUUCAGGUGAAGAUGCCUUUGAUAUGCGCAAACCGUGCAGUCGCGAUAAGAAACUUCAGCAUAUUCGGGAGAAUGGGGAGGAGUUCUUGGUGGAUCCGAUUCAUGUUUCGUAG